AUGCAACCAGCAAAGCGUGCGCCAUGGGAGACUAAAGGAGCCAGCAAAGGUCUAUCCCUCGAUGACCCAAGCCAGCUGCGCAUUGUAACUGGAAAACCAUUAGACGGGUUCCAGCAAAUCGGCAUUGAGUGCGUGCACAACGAAUCCAUCGGAUGGAGUUUUGCCAACAUAGCCACAGUGCAAACGCUGAGUUCUCUUGAAACGUGCUCCGUAUUCUUCCUCAUCACAAAGGGCUAUGUCAAGAACAAAAUCGUUGCCUUUGGAGUGGAGGAGUCGCGCGUCGUGGAAACAGUAGUCACGGUGUUAGAUCCAGUUUGUGGCGUUUGUGAACCUCGCGCCGUUACCAUCACGAAUUUGGCUACCGAUCCCUGCGACUUUGUCCAGGCCUCAUACGAUGAUGAUGCUCUUCGAGUUGAGGUGAAAUCAAUGAUCGCUGUGCUCAUUGAGUUGCGAAAGUCAGAUUCCAGUGGCGAGGACUGGGAGAAGUACCGUUUAUCCAACACUUUGGACGAAUACGUACUUUCCUUGCUCACCGCGUUUGGAAUCGACAAGACGUCCAUUCAGCAUCGCACAGUCGUCAAACAGGACUACGUGUGCAAGCGGCUCAUGAUUCCAUAUGAAACAAGAGACAGGCUAUAUGUGAAAAGUGGCGCUUUCUCUGUGCAAGUUCGACCCUGUCGUCGCCCAUCUGAUCCCGCAGAAUCCGGCCUAGAACUUUUGCGUGUUGAUCAUGCAGGAUGUUUAUCGUCUUUGUACAAGAAGUUCGAACACCAGGAGGGUUUUCUGGGAUGCUUUGGGUCACAAGGUGCACGUUAUAUUCGUGUAAAGGACGAGCACAUUGCCGACAUGCGGCGAGCAAUCUACCCGAACUCGGACAGGUUUUCCGAGAAAAACAUCAGCAUCAAGAUCGUUGAUCAGUACAAGUGCUUGGGAUUUCCUACCGGUACAUCUCUCAAGGUAGUAGCCAGCUCUCUUGAGGGACUGGGGUGGAUUGUCAUACCUUUAAGGGUGGUGCAUCUCAAUGAGCUCGCGAUUGUGUUCGUUGGUUCCAACGAAGACCCUCCGGACUGGCGCUUUGUCACCUCUGCAGGGCCCAUCGUAAUCCAGAAGUACACCAUCGAGCAGCGGUCGCAGCAAAGGCCGAAGGCUGCAGCCCACCAGCAAAGCGGCAGUGUCAUCAAGAAGCUCGAGAUGCCCAUGGCGCAAACCCUUUCGGAUGUCUCAACGGCUUCGUCGCAGCCAUCCACGUCAGCAGCCAACUUCGACCCAUGGGCCAAUUGGAAGCCAACUGGCUCGCAAAAUCAAGUCCUCGCUUCGAGAGUUGAGCGGCUGGAGAAACAAAUGUCAGCUGUCAAUGGUGACAUCAAGGAUUUGCAGAAACACCAGGUCGCCACCACGUGCAAGCUUGAGACCAUGCAGGCGGAGAACGCGCAAGGCUUCAAAAGUUUGAUGGCGGCCAUUCAGGAGAUCAAGAUGUCACAGUCUGCAGCUUCCACUCCGAUUCAGUCUCCUCCCCUCAAGUUACCCAGACAAUCUUAA
Molecule: messenger RNA, 1539 nt
Organism: Symbiodinium natans
Lineage: Eukaryota; Dinophyceae; Suessiales; Symbiodiniaceae
Source: the annotation of a GenBank genome assembly